UAGUCACCUGUUUCGCUGAGGCUCUUUUCCAAUGCCUUGCUUGAUACCAGGCAUUACCCCGCAACACAACACAUCUCUACCGUAAGAGUCACCCGUGAGAACAACAGAGAUAUAUGCACAUCGUUCGUGAACAAGACACGUUACUAUUCGAGAGCAUCAAUCAAGAUUAGGCUAGGCUGAGACUGACACAGCGUAGACAGUCGUAAGUUUUUUCGCGUUUACACCAUGGAGAGAGGACGCGGAACAAGCCUGGUCCUCGCACUUGUCCUCCUCCUCUCCACGAUCGCCCACGCCUCGGCCCAAACCUUCCCGAGCCGCAGCCUCGGCCCCGACCGCAACCGCAGGCUCGGUGGAACGAAGAUAUCGCACGCUAGAAGACUGCUCGCUGAGCAAGUCAGCGCUGACGCGAGCCAGACUGCUGCUGACAUGGACGAUAUUGGCGCUGCUGACGUGUCGAGCGCCGAAAACGCGAGUAAGGAUGGAGCCGAAACGAAGCAGCCUGAGCCCUCCGAAAACGGAGUGACGUGGACCUUGGAGGAUUUUCUUAUAUCGGAUGACUCAUCCGACGGCGACGAGUCAUCGUCGAAAGAUGAUGAGAUCUUCUACGAAGACUCCUCAUCGUCGGAUCUCUCUACUACCGCCGAAUCAGAAGCGACUUUGGCCCCUGAAAUCUCUGUCGACUCCUCCGAGGAGUCGUCGUCCGUUAUUUCUACACCCGCCGAAUCAGAGGAGACUACAGCCACUGACGAGUCUGUCGACUCCUCGUCGUCCGAGUCGGAUACCGCGCAAUCGUCCUCCUCCUCCUCGGAGGCUUCACCCGCUGCCGGAAAUUCCGUCGACGACGACGGAGCUUCCACGAAGGAGGCGGACGGAGAGCCAGCUCGGGAGGAGGAGGAGCAGCCGCUGGCCGGAAAAGGACUAAUUAAAGAUGACCUGGCGUAUGGCCCGGAAAUCCAGGCGUUUGAUGACGUCACUACUGACGACGGGGUUGAGGAAGCGGAGGAGGCGGAGGCGGAAGCGGAGGCGGAAUCGGAGGAGGAAGCGGAGGGGGAAGAGGAGGAGGUAGAACUCGACGAGGAUGUUGGGGAGAUGUACCAGGUCGCUGGGGGAGGGGAGGGAGGAUCAACGGCGUCAGUAGCGGGGCAGGUGGGUGCGGAGGUCACCUCUACUGACGGCGGACAUGAGGCGGAAAGCGGAGCGGAGGGCGCAGCGCGGGCGGAAGUAGCGGGGGAGACAGGUGCGGAAUGGACUAGUCUGGACGUGGGGGCGAGUGCGGAGCAGGCGGAAGGGGGAGAGUCGGAAAAGCCUGCUGCGGACGGGCGGGUUGCGGCUGAAACUGCUAAGAACGACCUGAAUAAGGGGCCUGAGCUGCAGGUGUUUGAUGAUGUUAACGAGGCAGCGGCUACUAACGCGGAUGGGGCUGAAAAGGCUACAGUAGCGGAAGGGAACAAUGAUGGAUCUAGUGGCAAAGAGGAAGGCGGUUCAGAAGAAGGCAAGGCGGCGAGCAGUGAGAUUGACAACAAAGAUGGGGGCAUUGACGAAGGGUUGAAGGAGCUUAUUGCCCUUGAUGCAGGGCUUACAGGAAAUCCCAUCAGCAUGGUCCUGGAUGGGGAUAUCGAGCCUGCUAAUAAAGGUGUAGAGGAGGCGUUGGAGGUUGAGGGAGAGGGGAAAGAGGAGGGGGAUGAGAAGGAGGGACACAGGAGAGUGCUGUGGAUGCUAGAUAACAGCAUGGAGUUAAUAGAUGCUUAAUCAUUGUGUAAUCAUUGUGUAAUCAUUAAUUGUGCUUGGCAUCGUCAAUGAAGGGGCUACGAGUGU
Molecule: messenger RNA, 1815 nt
Organism: Closterium sp. NIES-67
Lineage: Eukaryota; Viridiplantae; Streptophyta; Zygnematophyceae; Desmidiales; Closteriaceae
Source: the annotation of a GenBank genome assembly